Phascolarctos cinereus (koala) is the source of this 2482-nucleotide messenger RNA. RefSeq names its product potassium voltage-gated channel modifier subfamily F member 1 (gene KCNF1). Gene Ontology annotation, molecular function: voltage-gated potassium channel activity. Gene Ontology annotation, biological process: potassium ion transmembrane transport; protein homooligomerization; action potential. The record is from RefSeq and is a predicted model, not a curated record. Gene Ontology annotation, cellular component: voltage-gated potassium channel complex; membrane. Lineage: Eukaryota; Metazoa; Chordata; Mammalia; Diprotodontia; Phascolarctidae.
GCCUUCAAACUCCGCUUCUCUGACUCCAGACUCUGGACUAGUUCCCUUCCUCUCACAGCGACUGGGGAGGAGGCGGCUGCGGCAGCCUCAGCAGCAGCAGCAGCAGCCUAAACCUCUCUCAGACUUGGCUCCCAGCAGUGAGCUUGUCUUGUGCUUUGCUGAAUUUCACCAGAAGAGGGUACAGUUUUGAAAGCUCUUGACGUCAACCUGGAAUUCCUAUUCUGUUUAGAAACAGCAUUGGAAAAACAAACCCCUCUGAUCAAGUUCUCCCUCUGAACACUUCCACUUACUGUUCCAUAGGCAUCCACAAGUCAGCUCAGGAGGAUCUCGAGGCAGCAGCCCCAGCCAGCAGCUCUGGAGCUGCAUGCGAGGGCAAUGGGGAUGACAGCCCCUCAGUGAGGAGGGUUUGGAUCAUCUGACCCAUUGAAGCCUGCUGAUGACUCCUCUUUCUGUUAAUCUGUGCAAAAGACAACUGGCAGUGCUUCUGAGUCCAUGAAGAGACAUCACUUCAGGAAGAAAAAAAACAGGACCUCAAAAAUCAGGAGCACCCACGAAGGAGAGACGGCAGUCUGGUGAGGGCUGGGUGGAAGCAGGGAGCAGCCAAGACGGCAGGAUGAAUGUAGCAGGGGAUUCCAGCCUGUUGGAGCUGGACAGUAACGGGUCAGAAAACACUGAAGACAUAGAGAUUGUGGUCAAUGUCGGAGGAGUGAGGCAGGUCCUGUACGGAGACCUGCUGAGCCAGUAUCCAGAAACCCGGCUGGCUGAAUUAAUCAACUGUUUGGCUGGGGGUUAUGAUACUAUUUUCUCUCUGUGUGAUGAUUAUGACCCGGGAAAGAGAGAAUUUUACUUUGACCGGGACCCUGAUGCCUUCAAAUGUGUUAUCGAGGUCUAUUACUUUGGGGAGGUUCACAUGAAAAAGGGGAUCUGCCCCAUUUGCUUCAAGAAUGAAAUGGAGUUUUGGAAAGUGGACCUCAAGUUCCUGGAUGAUUGUUGUAAGAGUCACCUGAGUGAGAAACGAGAAGAGCUGGAGGAAAUCGCCCGAAGGGUCCAGUUGAUCCUGGAUGAUUUGGGAAUGGAUGCCUCAGAAAAUCGCUGGAAAAGGUGCCAAAAAUGUAUUUGGAAAUUCAUGGAGAAGCCAGAGUCCUCCUGCCCAGCCCGGAUCGUGGCCAUCCUGUCUUUUCUCUUGAUAUUGAUCUCAUCAGUGGUCAUGUGCAUGGGGACCAUCCCAGAGCUUCAGAUUUUAGAUGAUGAGGGGAACCAUGUGGAACAUCCCACGCUGGACAACAUUGAGACUGCCUGCAUUGGCUGGUUCACACUAGAGUAUGUCCUUCGGCUCAUCUCGUCUCCCAACAAACUCCAUUUUGCUUUGUCCUUCAUGAAUAUCAUUGAUGUCUUGGCCAUCCUACCCUUCUAUGUCAGUCUGACUCUGACCCACUUUGGGGCCCGGAUGAUGGAGUUGACCAAUGUGCAACAGGCAGUCCAAGCCUUGCGUAUCAUGAGGAUAGCAAGGAUCUUCAAACUGGCUCGUCACUCUUCCGGGCUGCAGACUUUGACCUAUGCUCUGAAACGGAGCUUUAAGGAGCUUGGGCUACUCCUGAUGUAUCUGGCUGUUGGGAUUUUUGUCUUUUCUGCCCUUGGCUAUACUAUGGAGCAGAGCCACCCAGAGACACUCUUUAAAAGCAUCCCCCAAUCCUUCUGGUGGGCCAUUAUCACCAUGACGACAGUGGGGUAUGGGGACAUCUACCCCAAGACCACUCUAGGCAAGCUGAAUGCUGCUAUCAGCUUCCUCUGUGGGGUCAUUGCCAUUGCCCUUCCCAUUCACCCCAUCAUUAACAACUUUGUCAGGUAUUACAACAAGCAGAGGGUGUUAGAGACAGCAGCCAAACAUGAGCUGGAGCUGAUGGAACUCAACUCCAGUGAAGGGAGAGCUGGGGGCUCCCGGGGUGACCUGGACAAUCUCCAGCCACAGCAGGAAGGGAAGGAGGUCCCUUUGUGGAGCAGCAGGCUAAAGAUUUCCCACAGUGACACCUUCAUCCCCCUCCUGUCAGAUGAGAAACAUUAUAGGACCCGGCUUCAGAGCUGCAAGUGAACAGCAAGGAUCGGGGCGGGGCUCUAGCUCUCCCAUGUGGACACAAGACUGAUGAGCUGCUACCAAGGAUAUUGCAGGAAUUGUCAUUUGGGUGCCUGAAAGCUGUUCUCUCUUCCUUCCAUUCCCUUUCCUUUCCCUCUUCCUCCACCUGAAUACAAAUCUUAAUUACUUCUGGGCCCCAUUUGGGUAAGACUUUGUUUUUAUUACCUGCCAAUAGAUCAUGAAAGAUCAAGGUCUAAGAGGUGAUUAGAAAGCCAGCUCAUCCCUGAUGAGAAAAUGAGGUGUGUUAGUUACACAUCAGGCAAUAGCUGUGACAUAAUCUGGGUGUGUCAUUUGACCAACUCUGAGUUCUGUAUCUGGUCUAAUAAAACCUCCAACUCUAUAUACCACAAA